Molecule: messenger RNA, 7848 nt
Organism: Acanthamoeba castellanii str. Neff
Lineage: Eukaryota; Discosea; Longamoebia; Acanthamoebidae
Product: ubiquitin domain containing protein
Exons: 40
Coding region: 1-7848 (2615 amino acids)
Biological process (GO): protein deubiquitination
Cellular component (GO): cytosol; nucleus
Molecular function (GO): cysteine-type deubiquitinase activity; cysteine-type endopeptidase activity; protein binding
Source: RefSeq, a predicted model, not a curated record
AUGCCAAGCAGGCCGCUCCAGCUGGCCGAGGAGGCGCUUCGCAGUGUGCUGGACGAAACGGUCGAUAGCGUAGAGCACCUUAACUACUUCAUCCGUAUCGCUCUGCCCAAGAUCGUCAAGAGCCUUCUAACUCGGAGAGACCUGAGUGGGAACAUCAGGGUCCAUUUCAACAACUACCUCAUCCACAUCAAAGAAGUGUCGCAAGUCCUCUGUAUUUUGACUCAGCCCGAUCAGGACUUCUACCAGCUCUCCAAGCGACCUGACAAGGAACACUACCCGAAGAUCAUGGAGAAAGUCCGCGAGUAUUUUGCCAAGAACGAGGUGGUCCCUGCGAAGGACAGAGAGCUCUCUUGGCAGAGCGAUUUUGUGUACAUCAACCCGAAAGGAGAGCCUCUUUCUACGCAUUACCUGAUCAGCGUGGAGUAUUUUGGCAAGCGAGGAGGCUUUGACGCCAUCAUGGACAGACUACUAGACAAGGAGAACAAGCCCCCUCUGCCCAUAAUCGAACUCCUCCUCAGGGCGAUCGUAUAUACCAGCAAGGUCUUGCGGAGAGAUUUUGUGAAGGAGUACGUGCCAAAGGUCCAGCAGGCCAUCUUCCAUCAGCUGUUGGAGGCGACGCAAGUGGAAAUGAAGAAGGACGCCAAGACGUCCUUCAAGGACAUCUCCAAGUCGCUGAAGGCUCUGCUGGGGCUCAUCAUGCCGCCGGAGGAGAUUGACAAGGUCAUCGAAGGCUUCAACUUGGACGCUGCGUUGAUGUCUCUCAAGUCCAACGUGCUGGAGCGAAGGCUGAACGGCCUCAAGCUGAUCAGGAAGAUGAUCGCCCGCGCGACGCCCAAGGACGACAAGAAGUCUUCCCUGGCUUAUUUUUGGAACAAGACCAAGCAGGCGACUGCUGCGGUGGCCACGGCCGCUGUGGCGCCGGGCUAUGGCGGAGUAGCACAGGGCCAAGACGGCGAGAAGAAGGAGGUGGAGGAGAAGCCGAUCGACCCCAACUUUGUUCUCUCGUGGUUGCUGGACAACGAAAUCCUCAAGCUUCUCUUCACCAACACGCACGUGGAGCUCAUCCGCCAGUCGCUGGGCAUCCUCAACUUCCUCGUGAGCAAGAACAAGCUGGCCGUGGAGGACCUCGACAUGCUCUGGGAAGCCUCUCUCGGGCGACACGAGUCCGAGAAGCGGGUCAUUUUCGAGACCAUCGUGAGCCUGGGCCAGAACCUGCCCUACAAGACCAUCGACCACAUUUUCUCGCGGAUUAUGGAGACGCCCAUCAACGGGUACGACGCCGAGACCGUCAUCCUGGUCCACGAUUUCACGGUUAUCGGCGUCAAGGCCAACAACUCGGGGAAGAAGAACUGGUACGGCAUGGACGUCCUGUGGAAGCUGGCCAUGCAAGAGGGCGAGGGCAUCCAGGACGCGUUGGCCACCUGUGCGUUUGACAACCUGGUCGAGCUACUCAAGCUCGAACUUGUCGCGCCGGUGCGGACCACCUACACCGAGCGUUGUGCCGAGAACCUCAUGAAGAGCGUCUGCAUGCCGCAGUCUCUCGAGCUUCUCAUCAAAAUCGUCGAAACCAACCCCAAGAAGGGAAGGAAGAAGGUGGUGGACGCGCUGGCGCGCAAGUACAAGCUCCUCGACGCGUUCUUUGCCGACUUGCAGAAGUACAAGCGAGAGGUGCACAGUGCCGAGGAGAGCGAGGACGACGGAGGCAAGAAGAAGAAAAAGAAGAAGAAAAACAAGGGUCGCGUGGUCCUGAUGCGAUACCCACACAUGCAACAGAUCAAGAUACGGCUUUCGUUCCUCGAGUUCCUGCUUGUCAACUCGUCGUCCACCUUGACGGCUGCCCAGGUCGACGUGCUCUGGGACAACUUGAUCACGAACGCUCUCGUCCCCGAAGAGCGAGAGGCCUGUUUCGCGUGGCUGGAGAAAUCCAGCGCCAACAAGCCCGAUGGCUUUGUGGCAUUCGACGAGUCGGUCAUCCAGCACCUGUUCGUGGACAAGAUGGCGCAGAUGGAUUGCACGCUCCUCAACCAGGCAGGUUUCAACGUGUUCCACCGCUACUUCCUGGCCAUCAACGAAAAGAAGGACAGGCUCAAGCGGGUGGACAAGGCCACCGACGAGCUCUACGUGGCCUCGCCCGACCUCAUCGGCAUUGACAACCUCUGGCAGAUUGCGCUCGACGCUCAGGACGUCGAGGUGUCACAAGCGGCCAUUCGUACCCUCAACGAGUUGCACCAAAACGUGAGCGGCGAAAGCCUGAAGGCCAAGGUGGGCAAGAUCAGGGAAGCCUACAUCGGCGUGGCGAUGUCACAUCUGUCGAAGGAGGCCGCCACACUGAAGCCUGACUCUCCUGCUCCGCAUGGCUCGCAGCAGCGCAUUCAGCGAUGUCUCACCCUUCUCAAGACCUUUGUGGAAGACUUCGACGCCCGCGGUCGCAAGGCGGCGGCAGUGAGCGCGGCUACGAGCGCGGCCUCUGCCGCCCAGGCGGGUGCCCCCCCGCAGGCUGGUGGCACCGUAAGCGGACCCAGCGGCACCCUUGUGACGCGCCGAGGCGCCGACAUGGGUCCGCCAAUCUCGUUCUACGUGAAGACUGACCUCAAGCCCUCCUUCACCGUGCAUCUGAGGAGCCGCGACACGCUGGGCGCGCUCAAGCGCAAGGUGAGCCAGAUUGUCGAGCGCCCGCCCGAACUGCUGUCGGUCUUCAUCUUUGAGACGCGCGAGCUGCAUGACGACGACAAAACCUUCUACGAGUACAAGAUCGGAGAUGGAUACACGAUUUUCGUCAAGCUGCGCGAGCGUGUGGGCGAGGUGAGAAAGAAGCCCAAGAAGAGCAAGAGCGCCGACACCAAGGGCAAGAAGCCCGGUGGCCAGAGCUCCGUCGUACAGGAGGAGGUCAACGAGGGCGUGCCGAUCGAUGCCCUCAUUUUCGAGUUCCUGCAGAUGCAGCUGGGCGCGCUCGGACUGCAGACCAAUCGCCACAUGACCGUCGUCUCGGCGCCCAACGCGCAGCCUACCACCAUGAUGGGCAGCGUUGCCAACGCUAUCGGUAUGGGUACCACUUCAUCGUCGCUAUCACCCAACGCCGCGGCCUCCUCGUCCACCCUCACCGCCGACAAAAAGAAGAACAGCAAGAGCGCGUCGUCGGAGACUUUGAACAAGGCCAAGGCCGAGAACGUGCAUCACCCGGCGCGAAUUCUGGCGAGCGAGGGCAACUUCGAUCGUCUGUACGAUCUUCUGGACUACGGCAACGAUAUCGGCCGCCAGGUGUGGGAGCUGAUGAACCUACUCCCCACGAACCAAAAGAUCCUGCAGCAAUUCAGGAGCGCCGAUUUUGAUUGGGAUGCGCUGUUCAACCCCAAGCACCUGUACAAGCUGAUCUACUCGCUCGAUGUUGUGGGCAAGCUGAUCACCCCUCUCGAUAGCGACUCGGUACACAUCCGGCACCGCUACUGCGCUGUGCUGCACAGCACGGUCGAUGUCGAGAGCAUCGGCAGGUUUGUAUCGCUGGGCGGGGGCAAGCACCUGGUGCGCCUUUUCAUGUCCAUCGAAAACGAUCCCUCGAACCCCGGCCAGCGCGCCGUAUUCGCCUCUCUCCUGCGUAUCAUCAACGCGAUCACACUCAGCGGCAAAGAGCAAGAGGGAAGCAAGGCGCAGGUGAACCUGGAGCUCUUCGCCAAUGUCAAGCUCAGCGAAAUGGUGAACAAGCUGCUUCAAGUCAUUUCAUCCGCCGCAGCUGAGUCGAAGCAGGAGCCUCUGGAGAAGGAGGAGCCAACUGAGUCGCAGCGUCGCGACGACCCCAUGUCGGCCUCGGCGACCGUGGAGGUCGGAGGCGCCGAGACCGUGAUCGCCACGCCCUCGGCUACCCUUCCGUCGCCGCGAUCGCCCCUCGACAAUUCCACCGCCCUCAGCUCGGGCGAGGUCGUCAAGCACGCCCUGGACCUCCUCGUCACCUUUGUCAUCGCCAAGGUGGAGCUGUUGGAGCAGCUGUACGACUACGAGAAGCAGGACGGGUGGGUGGAGCGACUGCUGUUGGCCGCACCCGUGCGUAAGAUCCGGCAGGCCGCGGCCAACGACAUGCUCCGCCUCUCGCAGCAGGUCGAGAGUGAGGCCCUGCAGAAGCUCGGAGCCGAGCCGCCCGCCAAGCACUUCCUCGAGGCCCUCCUGUCCAUCUUGCCCGGCAUCACCUCCUACUCAGCCACCUGCCAGCAGUACUUCUCGCUGUUGCGCGGCCUUCUGAAAAAUGACAAGGCCGGCGUAGACGCCCAAAUGGCGGGCAAGCUGCUCCACGACCUGCUCCUCCAGAUUCGACUCGCGCCAGUUCGUGAGAGCUCCGGCAACGGACCUGUUGAUGAGGUCAUCAUCGGAAUGCUGGGAAUCGUCCGCGGUCUCAUUCGCAAAUACCCGGAGCUCAAGUCUGAGUGCACCAAGGACAAGGGCGGGCUUGUGGGCCAAGUGUUCGAGCAGUGUCUCUUUGCCUUGCCCACGGCGGAGGAGCACGGACCCACCGCGCCUCCCAAGUGCAAGACUGCCGAAUCUCGCACAGCGGCCUUCUCGCUCCUCACUGAACUGGCCAAGGACAAUGAGGAGUGCUUCCGCGAGCUCGUCGCGCUGUUGAACUCUCAGCUCAACAAGGUUGAGCCCAACGGCUGGUGGAUGGUGGGUGGUCGCUUGCCGCGAAGCAAGUACGGCUACGUGGGCCUGCAGAACCAGGGCGCGACGUGCUACAUGAACUCCCUCAUGCAGCAGCUCUUCCUCAUCCCGCGCUUCAGGCAGGGCAUCCUUCUCGCCGACGACAACUCGGCGGACAAGAGCGAUUCUCUGCUGUACCAGAUGCAAGUGCUCUUCUCCAACCUGAUGAAGAGCGUCAAGCGUUAUUACGACACCAUCGAGUUCUGCGCGGCGUACAAGGACUAUGACGGCAAGCCUGUGAACACGGGACAGCAAAUGGAUGCCAACGAGUUCUUCAACAACCUGUUCGCCAAGCUGGAGGACCACCUUAAGGGGUCCGAGGAAGAAAAGCUCCUGAGCGAUGUGUUUGGCGGCGAGCUCUCGAACCAGCUCAUCCCCAAGGAGUGCACCCAUCGGUCCGAGCGGCUGGAGCCCUUCUACAGCUUGUCGAUCGAAAUCAAGAACAAGAAGGACAUCGAGGAGUCGCUCAAGCUGUUCAUCGCUGGCGAGAUGCUCCAGGGCGAGAACAAAUACAAGUGCGAGAUUUGCCAGAAGGGCCGCGACACCCUGAAGCGAUGUUGCAUUGCGAAACUGCCGCGCAUCAUGAUGCUGCAUCUCAAGCGCUUCGAGUUCGAUCUGGAGAAGAUGCGGAACGUCAAGUUGAACGAUCGCUGCGAGUUUCCGAUGUCGCUCAACAUGGAGCCCUACACGAAGGAGUACAUCGGCCGGCAGGAGCUGGACGCUGCCAACCUGCGCAUGAGCCAGGACCGAGACGACGACGACGUGCCUCGCUACCCGCCCGAAUACUACGAGUACCAGCUCGUGGGCAUCGUGGUGCACCAGGGCAGCGCCGACUCGGGUCACUACUACUCGUUCAUCAAGGAGCGCGUGCCGUUGGAAGAGUCGCGAGAGGCUGCGUGGUUCGAGUUCAACGACACCAACGUGAUUCCGUUCAGCGCGGAUCGUAUCCCCUACGAGUGCUUCGGCGGCGAGGAGGAGGUGAUGGUCUACGAUCGGGAGAAGGGCACAGCCAAGAAGGCCAUGCGCCCGAAGAUCAAUAACGCCUACAUCCUCGUCUACGAGCGUAAGGACGUUGACCUCAACGACUGGGCGAAGCGGCAGCUCGAGAAGGAAGAGCGGAAGAAGGGCAAGAGGCGCAACAAGGCGGAGCCGUCGGAAUCCAACGAGAAGGACGGUAAUCCCAACAAGGCCGCCGACCAGGAGAGCGACGACGAAGCGGCCGUCGGCGGCGUGGCGGACAACAGCGGAAAUGAGUCCGAGGAUUCGCGCUCGGAGCCUUUCAUGACCCCGUCCCACUCGGCCUCGUCGCUGGUCGACAUCGAGAACGCGGCCGCCAUGAUGAGCCCCAAGGGCGAGCGCGACGACAAGAAGGAGGAGACACGGCCCGAGUCACCGGAGAACGGCCCCGGAACCAACGGCGAGGAAGGCAACAAGCACGAGGGCGCGGCGACCGAGCUGGUGGUGGCUGUCUCGCAGGAGAAGCCCGCGUCGCCCGACGCCCAGCCGAUGCCCGUGCAGCAGGUGUUCUCCGGCGGCGAGAUGGCCAAGUCGCCAUCCUUCCUCGCCCUGCUCUUCCUCGGCAAGCUGGCCAACGUUGUCAAGAAGAAGCAACGAGAGGAAGAGCUCAAGCGUCGCCGCGAACAGCAGAAGAGGUUCCGCCAGGGCCUCUCCUCCUCGGUCAUCCCGGAAGAGAUCAUGAACUAUGUGUGGGAGGAGAACCGGGUAUUUUUGACCGAGAAGUACGCUCACGACGAUGACUUCCUCAAGUUUGUGUGGGACGUGACGCAUCUCUACAACGGGACGGAGAACAAGGGCGAGCCGACCAUGGCGACGGUCCAGUUCACCACGCGCUUCAUGAUCGAGAUUGGGUCGCGCACCCGCACCGACACCCACAUGUUCGACGUCUGGGUGCAGCACCUGAAGCGGCUGUACACCGACAACCACGAGGCGUGCCGCUGGCUCCUGACCAUGCUGAGCAAGGACGACGACAAGUUCGUGUCGCUCCUGCUGCACUGCCCCAUGGAACGGGUCCGACGCGCCUUCGCCUCGAUCAUCCUGCACGCCAUGCACCAGCUUCUCCCGCAGGAGCGACACCUCUACCCGCGCUACAUCGCCAUGCAGGCCAGCGAUAGCGAUGAUGAAAAGGGCGAGGAGGACAAGCUCGGGACGCCAAGGAAGGACAAGGGGAAGGGGAAGGAAAAGGGCGACGGCGACGGUGUCCAGGACGAGGAAUCGCCGGCGGUGCUCCAGUUCGUCGAGUUCCUCAUCUCGUUGCUGAAGACCGUGCGCAGGAACCUGCGGCACUCGGCGCAGUACUUCAAUCUCCUCUACGACUUCGUGCUCACCAGCCUGGAAGAGAAGAAGUACUUCCUCGCUCGCCACAUCGUCCGCGAGUACAUCGAGUUCUACCUGCAGACGGGCAAAUUCGCACCCGUCGCCCUCCGACGCGGAACCAAGGACGAGGCGAGGCGCUAUCGACCCACGGCCGGCGGGCAGACGUCGACGGCGUCGGCAACGAAGAUGAACGCGCCCAGCCUGGCGGGGCUGGUGCAGACCAUCGCCGUGUUGGUCCGCCACACGGACCCCCGCAACGAGAAGGGCUCGCUGCCACCCACUCAGUACGACCCCGAGAACGUACUCGAGUUGCCCAACAAGGACCGCGACCUGCUCAUCAACUCGGCGUUCAUUAUCCGGCUCAUUAAGGACGGGGCCGACCCGCUGGCCACGAUCGAUAUCCUCAAGCACUACUCGUGGGAGGACCGCAAGAGGUCGAAGAUGUUCUUGGUCGACAUCAAGGACGUCCUCAACAAAGCCUCGUCCGAACAGCUCCGGCUCUACUUCCGCAUCAUCAAGCAUCUCUUGCUCAUUCAGGACUCAUCGCAAGAUUGGAGAAUCGAGUAUGCUCUCGUGGCGCUGCACAAGUCCCUCGGCCACAGCAGCAUAACGAACAAGGAAACGGUGGGCGCCUGCAUCAAGUUCAUUCAGAAGCUGUCGGAGAAGAACGACAAGGUCAAGGCGUGGCUGGUCAAGAACAAGACCAUCUCCAACGAGAUCGUCGAGCACCACCAGCGGUUGAUUCAGGCCGAGAAGGAGAAAGAGGCCGCCGCCUCCGGAACCGGCGGCUCGCGCUCCGCCUUCUCGUUGGCCAAGACCCUGCACAAGUAG